CUUUUGUCUCUUUCAGGUUAUGCAAUGGUCUCUGCAAGAUGGCUUGUUCUUGAGUUGGAGCUUUUUAAAACAAACAUAUGCUGGUACUUCAACUUUAUUAAGCGGACUAUAAUUUCUUCUCUCACAACAACUACAUAAGCAGACAAAAUUGCAAAGAUCUGCCCUGUUUCGAGUAUGACAGCCACGACCCGUGGCUCUCCGGUAGGAGGGAAUGAUAGCCAGGGCCAGGCUCCUGAUGGACAGUCUCAGCCUCCCCUCCAGCAGAAUCAGACAUCUUCACCUGAUUCUUCCAAUGAGAAUUCCCCAGCUACUCCGCCUGAUGAACAGGGUCAAGGGGAUGCCCCACCCCAGCUUGAAGAUGAGGAGCCUGCAUUUCCCCACACAGACCUGGCAAAGCUGGAUGACAUGAUCAACAGGCCUCGAUGGGUUGUUCCUGUGUUGCCGAAAGGGGAAUUAGAAGUUCUUCUAGAAGCUGCUAUUGACCUUAGUAAAAAAGGCCUUGAUGUUAAAAGUGAAGCAUGUCAGCGAUUUUUUCGAGAUGGGCUAACAAUAUCUUUCACAAAAAUCCUUACAGAUGAGGCAGUGAGUGGUUGGAAGUUUGAAAUUCAUAGGUGUAUUAUCAACAACACUCAUCGCCUAGUAGAGCUUUGCGUGGCCAAGCUAUCCCAAGACUGGUUUCCUCUUCUUGAACUUCUUGCCAUGGCCUUAAAUCCUCAUUGCAAAUUCCAUCUCUACAAUGGUACACGUCCCUCUGAAACAGUUCCUGCGGGAGUUCAGCUGGCUGAGGAUGAACUUUAUGCCCGACCACCUGACCCUCGAUCACCAAAGGGUUGGCUAGUAGAUCUCAUCAACAAGUUUGGCACAUUAAAUGGGUUUCAGAUCCUGCAUGAUCGUUUUAUGAGUGGAUCAGCAUUGAAUGUCCAAAUAAUUGCAGCUCUCAUCAAACCAUUUGGACAAUGCUAUGAGUUUCUAACGCUACAUACGGUGAAGAAAUACUUCCUUCCAAUUAUAGAAAUGGUUCCACAGUUCUUAGAAAACUUAACUGAUGAUGAACUGAAAAAAGAAGCAAAGAAUGAAGCCAAAAAUGAUGCUUUGUCAAUGAUAAUCAAAUCUCUAAAGAACUUAGCUUCAAGAGUCCCAGGGCAAGAAGAAACUGUAAAAAACUUAGAAAUAUUUAGGUUAAAAAUGAUACUUAGAUUGUUACAAAUUUCUUCUUUCAAUGGUAAAAUGAAUGCACUAAAUGAAGUUAACAAGGUGAUAUCUAGCGUGUCAUAUUAUACUCAUCGGCAUGGUAAUCCUGAAGAAGAGGAAUGGCUUACAGCAGAAAGAAUGGCAGAAUGGAUCCAACAGAAUAAUAUUUUAUCAAUUGUGUUACGAGAUAGUCUUCAUCAACCUCAAUAUGUAGAAAAGUUAGAGAAGAUUCUUCGGUUUGUCAUCAAAGAAAAAGCCUUAACUUUGCAAGAUCUUGACAACAUUUGGGCAGCACAGGCAGGAAAACAUGAAGCCAUUGUAAAGAAUGUACAUGACCUCCUUGCAAAGCUGGCUUGGGAUUUCUCUCCUGAACAACUUGAUCAUUUGUUUGAUUGUUUUAAGGCAAGUUGGACAAACGCAAGCAAAAAACAACGUGAAAAAUUACUUGAGUUAAUCCGUCGCCUUGCAGAAGAUGACAAGGAUGGUGUGAUGGCACACAAAGUAUUGAAUCUUCUGUGGAAUUUGGCACAUAGUGAUGAUGUACCUGUUGAUAUCAUGGACCAGGCUCUUAGUGCCCAUAUUAAAAUCUUAGAUUACAGCUGUUCACAGGAUCGGGAUACCCAAAAGAUACAGUGGAUAGAUCGUUUUAUAGAAGAGCUUCGCACAAAUGAUAAAUGGGUCAUUCCUGCGCUGAAACAAAUAAGAGAAAUUUGUAGUUUGUUUGGUGAAGCACCACAAAAUUUGAGCCAAACUCAGCGAAGUCCACAUGUGUUUUACCGCCAUGAUUUAAUCAAUCAACUUCAGCACAAUCAUGCCCUAGUUACUCUGGUCGCAGAAAAUCUUUCUGCGUAUAUGGAAAGCAUGAGACAGUAUGCUAAAGAGCAUGGAGAAUAUGAUCCACAAACUGUAAGACCAGGAAGCAGAUACAGUCAUGUACAAGAAGUACAAGAGCGACUUAACUUCCUACGAUUUUUAUUGAAGGAUGGUCAGCUGUGGCUCUGUGCCCCUCAGGCGAAGCAAAUAUGGAAGUGUUUAGCUGAAAAUGCAGUUUAUCUUUGUGAUCGUGAAGCCUGUUUUAAAUGGUAUUCCAAACUAAUGGGGGAUGAACCAGACUUAGACCCUGACAUUAAUAAGGACUUCUUUGAAAAUAAUGUGCUUCAGCUGGAUCCUUCCCUAUUAACAGAAAAUGGAAUGAAAUGUUUUGAACGUUUCUUCAAAGCUGUGAACUGUCGAGAAGGGAAAUUAGUAGCAAAGAGACGAGCCUAUAUGAUGGAUGAUUUGGAAUUAAUAGGAUUAGACUACCUUUGGAGGGUUGUGAUUCAGGGAAAUGAUGACAUUGCCAACAGAGCAAUAGAUCUGCUUAAAGAGAUCUACACUAAUCUUGGUCCAAGGUUACAAGUUAAUCAGGUGGUGAUCCAUGAAGACUUCAUUCAGUCCUGCUUCGAUCGUUUAAAGGCCUCCUAUGAUACAUUGUGUGUUUUGGAUGGAGAUAAAGACAGUAUUAACUGUGCAAGGCAAGAAGCAAUACGAAUGGUGCGAGUGCUGACGGUUUUAAGAGAAUAUAUAAAUGAAUGUGACAGUGAUUACCAUGAAGAGAGGACAAUUUUACCCAUGUCAAGAGCUUUUCGUGGUAAGCAUAUCACACUGGUAGUUCGUUUUCCAAACCAAGGUCGUCAGGUUGAAGACUUGGAUAUUUGGUCUCAUACAAAUGACACAAUUGGUUCAGUGCGGCGUUGUAUUCUCAACCGUAUUAAAGCCAACAGUGCACAUACAAAAGUGGAACUGUUUAUUGGUGGUGAGCUGGUAGAUCCUGCAGAUGAUAGGAAGUUAAUUGGGCAAUUGAAUCUCAAGGAUAAAACGCUAAUUACAGCUAAACUUACGCAGAUAAGUUCCAAUAUGCCUUCAAGUCCAGAUAGCUCUUCUGACUCUUCAACUGGUUCACCUGGCAACCAUGGCAAUCACUACAGUGAUGGUCCAAACCCUGAAGUUGAAAGCUGUUUGCCUGGAGUGAUCAUGUCACUGCAUCCUAGAUAUAUCUCAUUCCUUUGGCAAGUUGCAGACUUAGGCAGUAGCCUAAGUAUGCCACCUCUAAGAGAUGGAGCACGUGUCCUUAUGAAACUCAUGCCCCCAGAUAACACUACAGUAGAGAAACUAAGAGCAAUUUGCUUGGACCAUGCAAAACUUGGUGAAAGCAGCCUUAGUCCAUCCCUUGAUUCUCUUUUCUUUGGCCCUUCUGCCUCACAAGUGCUAUAUCUAACAGAGGUGGUCUAUGCCUUGUUAAUGCCUGCCAAUACACCUCUGGGAGAAGAUGCCAGUGACUUCCAAUACAACAUUUUAAAAAGCGGUGGUUUGCCUCUUGUGUUGAGCAUGCUGACUAGAAAUAACUUCCUGCCAAAUGCAGAUAUGGAAACUCGCAGGGGUGCCUAUCUUAAUGCUCUAAAAAUAGCCAAACUAUUACUAACAGCAGUUGGCUAUGGUCAUGUUCGAGCUGUGGCAGAAGCUUGUCAACCAGUUGUAGAGGGUACAAGCCCAAUCUCACCGAUAAACCAAGCUACCCAUGACCAGGCAGUGGUGCUACAAAAUGCCCUACAGAACAUUCCCAAUCCAACUUCAGAAUGCAUGCUAAGAAAUGUAGCAAUACGUCUUGCACAGCAAAUAUCUGAUGAGGCUUCAAAAUACAUCCCUGAUAUAUGUGUUAUUAGAGCAGUGCAGAAAAUUGUAUGGGCAUCAGGGUGUGGAUCAGUACAGCUGGUGUUCAGCUCAAAUGAGGAGAUUAGUAAAAUUUAUGAAAAGACAAAUGCAGGCAAUGAACCUGACAUGGAAGAUGAACAAGUUUGCUGUGAAGCACUGGAGGUGAUGACCCUGUGUUUUGCUUUGAUUCCAACGGCAUUGGAUGCACUUAGUAAAGAAAAGGCAUGGCAGACAUUUAUCAUUGACUUACUGUUGCAUUGUCACAGCAAAACUGUUCGUCAGAUGGCACAGGAGCAGUUCUUUUUAAUGGCUACCAGGUGUUGCAUGGGACACAGACCUCUACUUUUCUUCAUUACUCUGCUGUUUACUGUAUUAGGGAGUACUGCAAGAGAGCGAGCUAAACAUUCAGGAGACUACUUCACUCUGUUAAGACAUCUUCUCAACUAUGCUUACAACAGUAAUAUUAAUGUGCCCAAUGCUGAAGUUCUACUUAAUAAUGAAAUUGACUGGCUUAAAAGGAUCAGGGAUGAAGUGAAAAGAACAGGAGAAACUGGCGUUGAAGAGACUAUCUUAGAAGGCCACCUUGGAGUAACAAAAGAAUUAUUGUCAUUCCAAACCCCUGAAAAGAAAUACCAUAUUGGUUGUGAAAAGGGAGGUGCUAAUCUCAUUAAAGAAUUGAUAGAUGAUUUCAUCUUUCCAUCUUCUAAUGUUUAUUUACAAUACAUGAGAAAUGGAGAAUUGCCUGCUGAGCAGGCCAUACCAGUCUGUAGUUCACCAGCUACCAUUAAUGCUGGUUUUGAGCUGCUGGUUGCAUUGGCAGUGGGAUGUGUCCGAAACCUGAAACAGAUAGUAGACACCUUGACUGAAAUGUAUUACAUUGGUACAGCAAUAACUACUUGUGAAGCGCUUACAGAAUGGGAAUAUCUACCCCCAGUUGGGCCUCGGCCGCCAAAGGGAUUUGUAGGCUUAAAAAAUGCUGGUGCCACUUGCUACAUGAAUUCUGUCAUUCAGCAACUAUACAUGAUUCCAGCCAUCAGGAAUGGUAUUCUUGCAAUUGAAGGCACAGGCAGUGAUGUAGAUGAUGAUAUGUCUGGAGAUGAGAAACAGGACAACGAGAGCAAUGUUGAUCCACGGGAUGAUGUGUUUGGCUAUCCACAUCAGUAUGAAGACAAGCCAGCAUUAAGUAAAACAGAAGAUAGGAAAGAAUACAAUAUUGGAGUUCUGAGACAUCUCCAAGUCAUUUUUGGCCAUUUGGCAGCUUCUAGGCUACAGUACUAUGUACCAAGGGGGUUUUGGAAACAAUUCAGACUUUGGGGUGAACCUGUAAAUCUGCGUGAACAACAUGAUGCUUUAGAAUUUUUUAAUUCCUUGGUGGAUAGUUUAGAUGAAGCGUUAAAAGCUUUGGGCCAUCCGGCUAUGUUAAGUAAAGUUUUAGGAGGGUCCUUUGCUGACCAGAAAAUUUGUCAAGGAUGCCCACAUAGGUACGAAUGUGAAGAAUCUUUUACAACCCUGAAUGUAGAUAUUCGAAAUCACCAAAACUUGCUUGAUUCUUUGGAACAGUAUGUCAAGGGAGACUUAUUGGAAGGCGCAAAUGCAUAUCAUUGUGAAAAAUGCAAUAAAAAGGUUGAUACAGUCAAGCGCCUGUUGAUUAAGAAGUUGCCUCCAGUUCUUGCUAUCCAGUUAAAACGUUUCGACUAUGACUGGGAAAGGGAGUGUGCAAUCAAGUUCAAUGAUUACUUUGAAUUUCCGCGGGAGCUGGACAUGGAGCCUUAUACAGUGGCAGGAGUAGCUAAAUUGGAGGGAGAUGAUGUAAAUCCUGAAAAUCAGUUGAUACAAAAUGAACAGUCAGAAAACGAGCACUCUGGGAGCACUAAAUACCGGCUUGUUGGUGUACUAGUACACAGUGGUCAGGCCAGUGGUGGACAUUAUUACUCUUACAUUAUCCAGAGGAAUGGUGGAGAUGGUGAGAAAAAUCGAUGGUAUAAAUUUGAUGAUGGAGAUGUAACUGAGUGUAAAAUGGAUGAUGAUGAAGAAAUGAAAAAUCAGUGUUUUGGUGGGGAAUACAUGGGAGAAGUAUUUGAUCAUAUGAUGAAACGUAUGUCCUACAGACGCCAGAAGAGGUGGUGGAAUGCUUAUAUUCUUUUUUAUGAACGUAUGGACACAAUAGACAAAGACAAUGAACUAAUAAAAUAUAUUUCAGAACUUGCUGUUGCCACUAAACCCCACCAGAUUAAAAUGCCAUCAGCCAUUGAGCGAAGUGUACGGAAACAGAACGUCCAGUUCAUGCAUAACCGGAUGCAGUACAGUCUAGAAUAUUUCCAAUUUAUAAAGAAACUACUUACUUGUAACAGUGUCUACUUAAAUCCUCCUCCAGGACAAGAUCAUCUGUUGCCUGAAGCAGAAGAAAUAACUAUGAUAAGUAUUCAGCUUGCUGCUAGAUUUCUCUUCACCACAGGAUUUCACACAAAGAAAAUAGUUCGUGGCCCUGCUAGUGAUUGGUAUGAUGCAUUAUGCAUUCUUCUUCGUCACAGCAAAAAUGUACGCUUUUGGUUUGCACACAAUGUCCUUUUUAACGUUUCAAACCGCUUCUCUGAGUAUCUUUUGGAAUGCCCUAGUGCUGAAGUGAGAGGGGCAUUUGCAAAACUUAUAGUAUUUAUUGCACAUUUUUCAUUGCAAGAUGGACCAUGUCCUUCACCUUUUGCCUCUCCUGGACCUUCUAGUCAGGCAUAUGACAACUUAAGUUUGAGCGAUCACUUGCUGAGGGCGGUACUAAAUCUCCUUAGAAGGGAAGUGUCUGAGCAUGGGCGUCAUUUGCAACAGUAUUUCAAUCUGUUUGUGAUGUAUGCCAAUUUAGGUGUAGCAGAGAAGACACAGCUUCUGAAAUUAAACGUACCUGCAACAUUCAUGCUUGUGGCUCUGGAUGAAGGCCCAGGUCCUCCAAUUAAGUAUCAGUAUGCUGAACUGGGCAAAUUGUAUACUGUAGUGUCACAACUAAUCCGCUGUUGCAAUGUGUCAUCACGCAUGCAGUCUUCUAUCAAUGGUAAUCCCCCACUUGCCAACCCAUAUGGUGAUCCUAAUUUAUCACAACCUAUAAUGGCACUUCAGCAGAACGUGGCAGACAUUCUGUUUGUACGAACCAGUUAUGUGAAGAAAAUUAUUGAAGACUGCAGUAAUUCAGAAGAGACCAUCAAAUUGCUUCGUUUUUGCUGUUGGGAGAAUCCUCAGUUCUCUUCGACUGUCCUAAGUGAACUUCUCUGGCAGGUUGCAUAUUCAUAUACUUAUGAACUUCGACCUUAUUUGGAUCUACUUUUACAAAUCUUGUUAAUUGAGGACUCUUGGCAAACUCACAGGAUUCACAAUGCACUUAAAGGAAUCCCAGAUGACAGGGAUGGGCUAUUUGACACCAUUCAGCGUUCAAAGAACCAUUAUCAGAAAAGAGCCUACCAGUGCAUAAAGUGCAUGGUAGCCCUUUUCAGCAACUGUCCUGUAGCCUACCAAAUACUGCAGAGCAAUGGAGAUUUGAAGAGAAAAUGGACCUGGGCAGUAGAAUGGCUUGGAGAUGAGCUUGAGCGCAGACCAUACACUGGCAAUCCCCAGUACACGUAUAAUAAUUGGUCUCCACCAGUUCAGAGCAAUGAAACAUCGAAUGGUUACUUCUUGGAGAGAUCACACAGUGCUAGAAUAACCCUUGCAAAGGCUUGCGAACUCUGCCCAGAGGAGGAACCAGAUGACCCAGAUGCUCCAGAUGAACACGAGUCCUCUCCACCAGAAGAUGCCCCAUUGUAUCCCCACUCACCUGGUUCCCAAUAUCAACAGAAUAACCAUGUGCAUGGACAGCCAUAUACAGGCCCUGCAGCACAUCAUAUGAACAACCCUCAGAGAACUGGCCAACGAGCACAAGAUAAUUAUGAAGGCAGUGAAGAAGUUCCCCCGCCUCAGACAAAAGAUUAGUGAAAUGCACAUAAUCAAUUAACUUGCUCCAUCAAGACUGUGCACCCAGGCCUUACAGUCCAACCUUUCUCUGUGUCUGGCUAAUAUUUAAAACUAGAAAAAACUAUUCCUAAUCAACAUGGAGUGGAGAGUCUAUUCACUGUCUUAUCUGCAGAAAAUUGCUGUCAAUAUAUAACCCGCCUGCAGUGGAAAGUGUAUAGUGUUUUGUAAUAAAUGGCCUGAUGCUAAUGUGUAAAUGGCAAAGGUGUAUAUAGUAUAUUAAUGUUUGACUGUUAAUUCUUAAGCAAGAAACAUUUUUUUUGUCUUGAUGAGACUCACAGAUCUACGAAAACAAAAAUUAAUUUCUUGAUAUAUCCGCUGCGCUCUGCAACCAGUGUUGCCUGCCUCAUGGCAGUUGGAUCAACUCCUUUAUGAAAAAGCCUGUCCAUGUCAACCACAAAAAUAGUUUCAUGUUAAUUCUUUGCCACUGGAGUCGAUUUUACUAUGAGCAACGUAAUGGCUGGUAACCUUUUAAUUAUUUGGUUGAUGUGGAAAAUUGGUGAUGUAACAUUGUUUCUAGAUCUUUUUUCAUUGCCUUUUUCAUUCUGGUAUUAGGUUAAUCACUUUGAAGCUAUAGUUAUGCUGUAACAUUUAGCAUGGCUUCACACCAGGUUAGUGUAGCCAAUGAGGGAAAGGAAAAAAACCAUGACAACAGUUGUCCCAAAGCGACAACUGUAUUGCUCGGAGCUUUCUCUUCUUACACCGAGACUAUAAAAAGGGGGGGAAACCAUGACAAACAAAAGGUUUUCAGUUGCACAUAUGUUCCUCACAUCUGAUGUUUGACAGUUCUGUCUCUGGGUGGGAUAAAGAACACUUAGUUUUCAGUAAUAGGAAUUUAAAAGAUUUAAAACAAAUAUGCAAAAAUUUGCUAUGCCAGGAUGCCUGGAGCAUAUAGACUGUAUUUGGUGUGCUUGUUUUGUUUCUUUGGUAGAGCUUAUUAGAUAAACUUCUAACACUUUCCUUCUACUGCAUCCCAGUGAAGUGGAAGUCAACAAAAUCACACAGUACUUGUGAGUGCCACUGCACCAAGUUAACUUGCUGGUUUUCUGCUCAUUCACAGUUCUACUUGAAAGCAGGAAUUGUCUUAGCUCUUUAUCCAUUAUACAAGAAAUCUUAACGUUAGAAGCAGGGUUUAAUUAUAAAAGAAACUACUGGUUAGUCAAAUACAAUUCUGAGGUAUCUAUUCCAGAAUAACAUUUGUUUAAAGUCUUCAAGAAACGCAUCAGUAAAUACUGUAUUUAAAUGAAAAUUGGUAACUUGAAUGUGUGUAAUUUUUUUGGAACCUGUCUAAACCAAAUACCCCUGCAAGACAGAUACAGCCCACCCUAUACUAUUUAAAUAUUUUGCUGUUUUAUUUUAUAGAAAUUAUUUUGCUGAAUUCACAAAUAGAAUUUGAUUUAAGAAGAAUGUUUUGUCCUGUGGUGUGUUUUUUUUGUUUUGUUUUUUUUAAAUGGACUGUGCAGAACAUUGAAUUCUGUGCAAUGGCACCAUGCUGAAUUCUGGAACUUCAGUCGCAUUGAGAAUUCUGUGCACAAAAAAAAUUGGCCCCUGACUUAAGAAUAAAAAAUUAGGACAAUUACACUGUAAAAGUUUCUUAAUGUGAUUUAUCUUGUACUUUUUGUAUGUUUUUAUAUAUACAUAUAUAUAUUUAAUGAGCACAAGCUUUGAUGGUGUUUUUUACAACUAAGUUGAUAGAAACAAAGCUGCUUAUCAAACUAAAGGUCUGUAGUUUUAAAAUGAACAAAGGAAAAAUUAAUCACCAGUGCAUUUUUAUGCAUUUAGUGUAAUAAGGAAGGGGUGUAGAUAAGAUUUUUGAAUAUUUUAUGUAGCAGUGAUCAUCACUUUUAUGCUUCCAUGUUUUCUCUAGUGCUCAACAGUUUAAUUCAGACUCAUGGUUUUUUUAGUAAUACUAUCUUACCUGGACUUGCUAAAUUUGGUUGAAGUUUUCCCAUGCCUGUUUGGGAAUGAAUAUUGGAAGUUUUAACGCAAAGCAUUAGCCUGCGUAUUAGAAUUGAAGUAGUUCAUAUUUAUUUGGACCAGUAAUUAUUGUUAAAUGCUCCAUCUCAAAGGUGAUUAUGUAUUUUUUACUAUUCAGGAAAAAAUAUGUAAUGUGCUAGUUCAGCCUUGCCAAAUGUGUUUGAUUUUUUUUUUUUUUUUUAACAGUGCAAUGAUUGUAGAGACAUGUAAAACCUGUGAAAUUUUAAGGAUGUGAUUUUUUUUUUUGUUUGUUUGUUUUAUUUUUUUCUCCUUCCCUGAAAUAGGGAUUUAUGACUUUGGCAAUGAAUUUUCAGGGGACAAGCUGUAAGAGUAUUGUGCAUCUCUGUUGCUUUAAAGAAGGCUGGCUGAUGUUACAGCUUUUCAACAGAGAUAGCUACGCAAAAAAGGUGUAGUGGGACAGAGAAUACUUUCUUCACUCUGGGCAAAACGGUUUCAAAACUGUUUAAUAAAUAUUGUGCUAGAAAAAAGUUUAAUAUGCCUAUUACUGUCACAGCACUAUUGCAGUGAUCAUUUUCUAGCUAUAUACAGUACCUCAGUCUUGAUGGCACACUAAAAUACAAGUCCUCAAAGUGCCUAAAGCUUUAAUUCCCCCCACCUUUAAUUUUUAUUUGUAUUUUCUUUUUAGAAAAGUUCCUAGAAAAUCUCUGGUCUUCCAUAAAAUGAUCCAAUAAAUAAUAAAGCAGUUUCUCCUUUUCCUGACAAUUUGACAUUAAAUGCAUACAAAUUGAACAUUUAUAGGUAAUGGUAUGUGGUUUUACUCUUGAAAAGUAUAUGUAUAAAUAGCUGUACCUUACCCAAAAUAAGUUGUCCCUCUAUGUAUUUGGAUUCAUGGUUGUUGCCUUUAGUGACUAAAGUAAGUUUUGGAUACUUGUUUCUUGUUAGUGCUGCAGAAUCAGCACAGUUGUGUGAGACAGGAAUUCUAGUCCUACUUAUGCAUCAAUAAAAGUACUAAGUUCUAA
Messenger RNA from Gavialis gangeticus (Gharial), 10829 nucleotides. It is a transcript of the gene USP9X, whose product is annotated as ubiquitin specific peptidase 9, X-linked. Gene Ontology annotation, biological process: protein deubiquitination; cell migration. The transcript has 44 exons. Gene Ontology annotation, cellular component: nucleus; cytosol. NCBI's taxonomy places the organism in Eukaryota, Metazoa, Chordata, Crocodylia, Gavialidae. The record is from RefSeq and is a predicted model, not a curated record. Gene Ontology annotation, molecular function: cysteine-type endopeptidase activity; cysteine-type deubiquitinase activity. Bases 175 to 7833 code for a protein of 2552 amino acids.